Molecule: messenger RNA, 839 nt
Organism: Halteromyces radiatus
Lineage: Eukaryota; Fungi; Mucoromycota; Mucoromycetes; Mucorales; Cunninghamellaceae
Exons: 5
Coding region: 11-757 (248 amino acids)
Source: RefSeq, a predicted model, not a curated record
GAAUUAUCUCAUGGAACGAGACACCGCUGCUCAUGAUUUGGCUGAGGUACGAAAGCUUAUCGAUAGCAUGAACUCUUUAGUUAAUCAGCAACAACAACAACAACAAAAACAACAAGAAUUUGAAAGACAACAAGAACUUGAAAGACGACAAGAACUUGAGAAGCAAGAACUUGAGAAACAAGAACUUGAGAAACCUAGGAUGCAACAACAACAAGAAUACCCAAAUAGCUCCAUAAGUAAACCUUCCUCAUCGCCUCCCACCCCAGCAUUCAACGACACCAACAAACUACCAGCCUUCACUCCUGACAAUGCUGCUGCUUUUCUUGCUGCCAUGGCCGCUGCUGCUGCUGCUGCUGCUUCCAAUAAUACUUCUCCCAAUACCAACCAAACUCAAGUACCUGAACCACCAAAACAACAACCAAUCAAUAAUGGGAUUGUUAUUGAAGUCAAUCAUUUGUUUUUCAACCGUACCUUGUAUUUCCAAUUAUCUUUGGAUGCUACCAUUGAACCGUUGGUCACUUGGCUUCGACUUUCUUUCAAUGAUAAUUCAAUCUCAGGAAUGGUAUUACAAUACAAAGGUGUUGAUGGAUUAUGGAAAUGUUUAUUGAAUCGUGAUGAUUCUUUGAAACGAGUGUUAAAACAAGCCUUGAAAACCAAUACGACUUUAUUACAGAUGCGAGUGCCACGUGAACAAGAUUUGUUAAGUUCUGGUUAUACAGAUCGACGGUUAUUGGCCUUGACCAAACCUAGUGUAUGAUAUUCCCCCCUUUUAUUCUUUAUUUGCCAUUUUUUUUUUUAUGAUUCAAUUCGCACUAUUAUUAACUUUUUUUUUUUUUUUU